AUGAUCACAGCAAAGAAGCUCAUCAACUUCCUCACCACUUUAGUUCUCUCAAUCCAUUUCUUCCAUUCUGCUGAUGCAAAGAAAUGCAGUCCUUCUGCCUGCGGUGCUAUUCGCAAUAUCAGCUACCCUUUCCGCCUCAAGGGCGACCACAGCCACUGCGGUGAUUCCAAAUAUGAACUAACCUGCAAAAACAACGUCACCAUCGUUUAUCUAAAUGCUUACAAAUACUAUGUCAAAGCAAUAGACUGCCAAAAUUCCACCAUCAGGCUGGUUGAUGCUUCCAUAAACAAAGAUGACAUCUGCUCUUUCCCGAUCCGUUCCUCAUAUGGCUAUAACUUCACCACUCAUUCUUUUUACUCCGUUUAUCCAUACUUCUUUGACCCAAUGCGACAAUUGUUAGUUAACUUGAUUAGCUGCCCCAAUCCGAUACACAAUUCUUCCCUCUUUACUGAUAUUACUCAAGAUUGUGCCUCUAAUUUAUCACAUCAUAGAUUUAGUUAUGUACAUGUUGGGAGCAUCAUGGCCUCGGAGAUACCACAUAUGUGUAUAUUAGAUCUAAUAAUCGCGACGUCAACAUGGCCGGGUUUCAUGGAUCCGCAGAAUGUUUCGCUCUCAAAAAUCCAUCAAUUUCUCUUGUACGGGGCUGUACUCGACAUCUAUAACAGUGAACCAUCCACAAUAUGGGGUAAGAAAGCUGAAACAUUAUAUAUCUUGUUUAAGGGGUGCGAUCAAUUGCUAACUUUCUUAAGUUGCAACUCUGCUGGCUCAACAACUUAA
Molecule: messenger RNA, 777 nt
Organism: Salvia hispanica
Lineage: Eukaryota; Viridiplantae; Streptophyta; Magnoliopsida; Lamiales; Lamiaceae
Source: RefSeq, a predicted model, not a curated record